Molecule: messenger RNA, 1546 nt
Organism: Wasmannia auropunctata (little fire ant)
Lineage: Eukaryota; Metazoa; Arthropoda; Insecta; Hymenoptera; Formicidae
Product: G-box-binding factor-like
Exons: 1
Coding region: 8-1492 (494 amino acids)
Source: RefSeq, a predicted model, not a curated record
UUGUGCAAUGAUGGGUCUGCAGGCGACGGCAGGAAAACGCAAAUUAGAGGGUGGUGUCGGCUGCAUGGAAUUCCACAUGGACUUAGGCGAGAGUCCAUCGAAACUCGGACGCGUGGACGGUAGCUGGUGGGCGAUGGACGACAGUUACGGGCCGCCCCUGAACCAGACGUCGACGUCGUAUUACGAGAUGGAAGUGAGCUCGCCCUGCCUACAGACGACGAACCCGUGCCAGCCCUCGGCGACGAGUUCCUCGCAGUCGCAGCAGCAACAGCAACCGCAACAAUCUCAGCAACAUCCGUCGCAGCACCAUUCAUCUUCCCAAUCACCGCAACAGGCACAACAGCAGCAGCAGCAAUCGCAGCAGCAGCAGCAGCAGCAGCAACAACAACAAAUUUCACAGUCUCCCCACCAAUCGCACCACCAACAACAGCAUGACGCACACCACCACUAUCAUCAACAGCAGCCGCCGCAACACCAACAGGCACAACAGUAUGUUCAACUUGGGGCGAGAGAGGUCCCGAUUCCCGAGGGAGGGGAUAACCGGCAUCCGACGGAGGCCUCCAUCGCGCCGGAGGGACGCCGCACCGACAGUCACAUGCCUCACUCCACGAUGCAUCGUUACGGCACCGAGACACUCUCACCAACCACGACGGAUCAGCAUCAUCAUCAGCAACAGCAGCAUCAUCACCAUUUAUCCGAGGUACAUCAGCAUACCGCUCUAUCAUCCGUUGCCCACCGUCAUCUCGAGGAUCCGCAGCAACAUCAUCAAGAAACUGACGAGGACGUGGAUCGAGGGGUGAGCAGCAUCACCGCAGCCAUGAGAGGUGCACGGGGUGAUUAUUUAGGUGUACUCUUCCCGAAUCUCACUUCGUCGAGCACUACGUCUAGCAACAGUGGCAGCAAUCAUCAUCAUCAUCAUACAUCACAUCACUUGGAAGAUGUAUUGUCCGAGGAGCCUUAUCUGCAACAUCAGAUCCGCGCCGGUGGAGCUGCCCCGACCGGUGGCGGUUCUCCAUCGGUGAGGACCGUCGGUGGCUCUCCGACUUCCAGCCAUAGUCCACACGACGAUCAGGGUCUGUCAUCGCCGCAUCGCCAAGCCCAGGAGACCGGUUACAGUCCCACUGAUCAGGGCAGAUUGCAAUCUUUUACGCAUCUUACGGCUAUGCAACCACCGUCGGUGCAGAACAAUCACGGAUUGCAGGAAGCCGAGCGCGUGUCCGAUCAGCUAUAUAUUGACUCGAUCUACACACAUCACGCCUCCGGUACUCCCCAUCAUCAUCAGGAUCAACACGAUCAAGGCCCCUCCGCGCCGCAUUCGCCCAGCGGCCCGCUCUCCAGGUUAGUAAUCCUUGUUAUCGUUAUCUCGUUGCGUGCAAUGACGCGGAUGAAUGUGCGAAAUGUGAACGGAGUUGACUUUAAAGCUGUCAUAAUUUCUAUUAUUGGCGAAACUACAUUUUUCUUGUUUCUUCAUCCUCGAUUUAAAAAAUCUUAAAAGUAUCGUAAAAGUGAAAUUGUUUUAGUGCUAAGAAUAAACCAGUGAAUAAAC